This is a messenger RNA of Entamoeba invadens IP1, 432 nucleotides long. RefSeq lists its product as hypothetical. NCBI's taxonomy places the organism in Eukaryota, Evosea, Mastigamoebida, Endamoebidae. The record is from RefSeq and is a predicted model, not a curated record. The coding region runs from base 1 to 432 and encodes 143 amino acids. The transcript has a single exon.
AUGCCAAAGAGGAGGAGGAGUACCGAGAAGAGUAAAAAGACGAUAAAGUUGGUUUGUAAAGAAAAAGGACCUCACAAACUUCAUAAAGAAGAAAAAAUGACAAAAGAUGAGGAAAUUGCAAUGAAGGAGUACUUAACAAAGCAAAAGCAAUAUUUUGACGACGUUGACAACUUUCGACUGACGGUCACAGAGGAAGACAAAAAGUCUACAGUGACUUCAACGACAGAGGACACUUCCCUUAUGUUUGAUAGACCAAGCAUAGGAACUUCUAUUAAUCCACUCACAAGAGAAAGUAUUUCUAUUAUUCCUAAAGUCGACGACUUCGAAAAAUCAGAAGAUUCUUUCAUUCACAGAGCAGAUAUCAAUUUCAUUCCACCUUUAAAGGAAAACGAUAAUUUGCACGAGGAGCUUAAAUACAUCACACAGAAAUAA